Molecule: messenger RNA, 693 nt
Organism: Eimeria acervulina
Lineage: Eukaryota; Apicomplexa; Conoidasida; Eucoccidiorida; Eimeriidae
Exons: 1
Coding region: 1-693 (230 amino acids)
Source: RefSeq, a predicted model, not a curated record
AUGAAGAUCAACAUCCUGGGGGGUCCGGCUCUGUUGGUUACUUUUGUCACUUUCUCUGAUUUGCCUCUUCGUUCGCUUUCCGUUCGCUUGGGUCUGUCUUUAUCUCCUGCGGCAUACGACUUUAAUCAGUCCUUGUCGCCUGCAGAUGACGGCGGGUGGGAGAUUAACGAAGAUGAAUCACUUACUGAAGGCCCGCCAAGCUUCUCUCAAAAUUCUCUAGCCGAGAUGAAAGCAACAGACUCUUUGAAAGGAGGGCCUUCGGUCUCCAGUGGAGCGUUAAAGGCUGUGGGUCUCCUCUCAGACGAUUCGGAAGAAGCAGAGGAACUCGGGGAGGGAGGUAUGUCGCAACUGGAGGAAAAUACAAAAAAAAUAUCAGAUAUGAGCGAAUAUAGGAACGGUCAAACAACACUGGAAAAAAGUGACGGCAGUUUCUUGCAGCUCGACAAGCUUCGCAGCUGGUGGAAGCAAAGGCGGGAAAGACGAGCUCGCAGGAAAGAACAACGAAGGCUGCAACGCGAAGAGGAAAAGAGACAAAGGAGAUUAAGACGACAGGCCGAAGGAGACCGAACGGAUUCAUAUUCAGAUACUGACUCCUAUACCUCAUCCGAAGGAAGUCUUUGGAGCGGCAGCGACAGGGAAGAUUUGUUGGGUGGUGGUUCAACAGAAGAAGAGAGCUUGGAAGGUAGCCCAUGA